Messenger RNA from Pipistrellus nathusii (Nathusius's pipistrelle), 1326 nucleotides. NCBI's taxonomy places the organism in Eukaryota, Metazoa, Chordata, Mammalia, Chiroptera, Vespertilionidae. The record is from the annotation of a GenBank genome assembly.
AUGGUCCUCGCCCGCGCCGGCGCCAGGGCGCUGCGCGGGGCAGCGCGAGCUGCCAUCCCCUGCCUUUGGAGAGGAAGACACUUCAGCUCCGGGAAAGAGCCGGUGGAAAACCACCCGGUGACGCCGAUGCUGCAGCAUCUCGUGUACAAAAUCAAGUCCACCGGCCCCAUCACUGUGGCCGAGUACAUGAAGGAGGUCCUGACCAACCCAGCCAAGGGAUAUUAUGUGCACCGUGAUAUGCUGGGAGAAAAAGGAGAUUUCAUCACUUCACCUGAAAUAAGCCAGAUCUUUGGGGAGCUGCUAGGGAUAUGGUUUAUUAGCGAAUGGAUGGCCACUGGGAAAAGUGCAGCUUUCCAGCUGGUGGAACUGGGUCCAGGUCGGGGUACCCUCGCAGGAGAUAUUUUGAGGGUGUUUAGUCAGCUUGGAUCUGUGCUGAAAAACUGUGACAUUUCCAUACAUCUAGUAGAGGUGAGCCAACAAUUAAGUGAGAUUCAAGCAUUAACUCUGACUGAAGGGAAGGCCCCAUUAGAGCGAAGUGAUGGAUCCCCAGUAUACAUGAGAGGUGUUACUACGUCUGGGAUUCCAAUUUCCUGGUACCGAGAUCUACAGGAUGUUCCAAAAGAGUACAGCUUUUAUGUUGCACAUGAAUUUUUUGACGUCCUUCCUGUGCACAAGUUCCAGAAAACCUCACACGGAUGGCGAGAAGUGCUCAUUGAUAUUGACCCACAAGUUUCUGAUAAACUGAGGUUUGUUCUGGCGCCGUGUGCCACCCCAGCAGAAGCCUUCAUACAACACGAUGAGACCAGGGAUCAUGUGGAAGUGUGUCCCGAGGCCGGUGUUAUUGUUCAGGAACUUUCUCAGCGCAUCGCUCUGACCGGAGGUGCUGCCCUGAUUGCUGACUACGGUCAUGACGGGACUAAGACAGAUACCUUCAGAGGGUUUUGUGGCCACAAGCUUCAUGAUGUCUUAAUUGCCCCAGGAACAGCCGACCUAACAGCCGACGUGGACUUCAGCUAUUUGCGCAGAAUGGCACAGGGAACAGUGGCUUCUCUGGGCCCAAUAAAGCAACACGCGUUUUUAAAAAACAUGGGCAUUGAUGUCCGGCUAAAGGUUCUUUUAAGUAAAUCUGCUGAGCCAUCACUGAGGCAGCAGCUACUUCAGGGAUAUGAUAUGUUAAUGAAUCCUAAGAAGAUGGGAGAACGAUUUAACUUUUUUGCCUUGCUGCCUCAUCAGAGACUUCAUGGUCCAAGCCAAGAGAGAAAUGCAAAUCAGUCAAAACCUUCUCCAUCACCUGUGGCUGGAUUUAGUGAACUUACUUGGCAGUGA